AUGUAAAUUUUCGUAAAGACACUCACAGGAAAAACAAUCACUCUUGAUGUUGAACCAUCUGACACAAUUGAUGCUGUCAAGGCUAAAAUCCAAGACAAGGAAGGAAUCCCACCCGAUUAACAAAGACUUAUCUUCGCUGGUAAAUAAUUAGAAGACGGAAGAACACUUUCAGACUAUAACAUUUAAAAGGAAUCCACUCUUCACUUAGUCUUAAGAUUGAGAGGAGGAAUGUAAAUCUUCGUCAAGACACUCACUGGAAAGACCAUCACUCUUGAUGUUGAACCAUCUGACACCAUUGAUGCUGUUAAGGCUAAGAUCCAAGACAAGGAAGGAAUCCCCCCCGAUUAAUAAAGACUUAUCUUCGCUGAACACUCUCAGAUUAUAACAAUCUAAAGAGGAAUCAACCCUUCACUUGGUUUUAAGAUUAAGAGGAGGAAUACACUCACAGGAAAGACUAUCACUCUUGAUGUUGAACCAUCUGACACAAUUGAUGCUGUCAAGGCUAAAAUCCAAGACAAGGAAGGAAUCCCCCCUGAUUAAUAAAGACUUAUCUUUGCUGGAAAGUAAUUAGAAGAUGGAAGAACACUUUCAGACUAUAACAUUUAAAAGGAAUCAACCCUUCACUUGGUCUUGAGAUUGAGAGGAGGAAUGUAAAUCUUCGUCAAGACACUUACAGGAAAAACAAUCACUCUUGAUGUUGAACCAUCUGACACUAUUGAUGCUGUUAAGGCUAAAAUCUAAGAUAAGGAAGGAAUCCCACCCGAUUAAUAAAGACUUAUCUUCGCUGGUAAAUAAUUAGAAGACGGAAGAACACUUUCAGACUAUAACAUUUAAAAGGAAUCAACCCUUCACUUGGUCUUAAGAUUGAGAGGAGGAAUGUAAAUCUUCGUCAAGACACUUACAGGAAAAACAAUCACUCUUGAUGUUGAACCAUCUGACACUAUUGAUGCUGUUAAGGCUAAAAUCUAAGAUAAGGAAGGAAUCCCACCCGAUUAACAAAGACUUAUCUUCGCUGGAAAGUAAUUAGAAGACGGAAGAACACUUUCAGACUAUAACAUUUAAAAGGAAUCCACACUUCACUUGGUUUUAAGAUUGAGAGGAGGCUAAUGAUUUAAACUAUCCAUAUGUUAUAUUAAUUCAUAAUUAUUCAAAAAAAAAA
Messenger RNA from Paramecium tetraurelia, 1159 nucleotides. RefSeq lists its product as uncharacterized. Gene Ontology annotation, molecular function: ubiquitin protein ligase binding; protein tag activity. Gene Ontology annotation, biological process: protein ubiquitination; modification-dependent protein catabolic process. The transcript is spliced from 3 exons. Gene Ontology annotation, cellular component: nucleus; cytoplasm. The record is from RefSeq and is a predicted model, not a curated record. NCBI's taxonomy places the organism in Eukaryota, Ciliophora, Oligohymenophorea, Peniculida, Parameciidae.